UGGUGAAGUGUGUGUUGGUGGCCAGCCCUGGAUUUGUCAGAGACCAAUUCUCUGAUUAUCUUUUCCAACAAGCCGUCAAACUGGACAUUAAACUACUGUUGGAGAACAGAUCCAAGUUCCUGCUUGUUCAUUCCUCCUCUGGACACAAGUACGCUCUCAAAGAAGUUUUACUUGAUCCAGUCGUUACAGGCCGACUUGCGGACACCAAGGCCGCUGGAGAGGUUAAAGCUUUGGAGGAAUUCUAUAAGAUGCUGCAACACGAACCAGAUCGAGCUUUUUAUGGCAUUAAUCAUGUAGAGAAAGCCAACGAAGCUUUGGCGAUAGAGACUUUAUUGAUGUGCGACGAGUUAUUCAGGAGUCAGGACAUUGCUAAGCGAUCUCGUUAUGUGAGACUAGUUGACAGUGUCCGAGAAAAUGGGGGAAUCGUCAGGAUUUUUUCCAGUCUCCAUGUAUCGGGAGAACAGUUGGCUCAGUUGUCUGGUGUGGCCUCUAUCCUGCGGUUCCCGGUGGCUGAUUUGUCCGACCAGGAAGAAGAUUCCGGCUCAGACAGCGAUUAACGGGGGAAACGGAAUCCCAUCGCACCGCCCCCUCAGGGUGUGAGGCUGAUCAAUUGUAUUGAUUGGCUGAUUGAUUGAUUGAUUGAUUGAUUGAGUUGAUUGGCUGAUCGAUCGAUCAUGUUGAUUGGCUGAAUGAUUGGUUGUGGUGAUUGGCUGAUCCAUUGAGUUGAUUGGCUGAUUGAUUGAUUGUGGUGAUUGGCUGAUUGAUCGGUCGAUCGUGUUGAUCGGCUGAUCAAUCGCUGCUCAUGCGCUCGACGUUAACAAUAAACUCAAACACUGAGGUUUA
Messenger RNA from Callorhinchus milii (elephant shark), 843 nucleotides. It is a transcript of the gene pelo, whose product is annotated as pelota mRNA surveillance and ribosome rescue factor. Gene Ontology annotation, cellular component: cytoplasm. The record is from RefSeq and is a predicted model, not a curated record. Gene Ontology annotation, biological process: ribosome disassembly; nuclear-transcribed mRNA catabolic process, no-go decay; nuclear-transcribed mRNA catabolic process, non-stop decay. Lineage: Eukaryota; Metazoa; Chordata; Chondrichthyes; Chimaeriformes; Callorhinchidae.